AUGUUGUCAGUGAAGACAGUGUUACUUACUCUAGCAGACAUCAAGCUGCCUGCCAUCUCUGUAGUAAGCAGCUUACUACCUCCAGAGUAAUUUCAUAUUCUGUUUAACACAAUGGCAGGUACGUUUCGGGGGAACUGUCUGUGCGGCGUUGUCGGUGCUGGCGUGUGUAUAGCAGGAUGUGCCUUCCUCAUUCUAGCUGCACUCCCUGUUGUUCAGAUUGCUUUGGGUGCACUUUACAUACAUGAGUGUCCAGCAGGACCAGUUGUUCCAGUUUAUAUGAUGGUGUUUGGGAUCUUGGUCCUGCUGGUGAUGGCCCUGAUCACCCUGCUGAAGCUCCUCUCUCCAUCAGCGCAGAGUCACAGCACCUGGGUCGUCUUCUUCACCAUCCUGUUAUUCUUGUUUAUUGUCUGGCUUGUAUUUGGCAGCUACUACGUUUAUUCCAUAUAUCCACCCAACUAUGAGAAGACCACCACAGCUUCCAACAGCUCCACCAGGAGGAUCAGCAUUCCUGACCUCCUGACCUCAGAGAACCAGAGCCUUCACAGCCGCAACCACAGCCUGAACUUGUGGGAGACGAUUCAAAUCCUCAACAUCACAAACAGAGGGACAAACGGAAACCUGACAAGCGCCCAACAACAACCACAUCAAGUCACGUCUGUGUCACCGUACUGCAACAGAACCAUGUACUUGUUUGCCUUCUGGACCACUACACUGGUGCUAGUGGUAGUGGGAAACGCCCUGCUGCUCAUCGUCUGUUUGUAUGGGUUCAUGAAAUGCAUAGACGUGUUUGUACAAUAUCUCUACUGAACUGAUUGCUGAAAGACAGAAAGAGCCAUUGCUCUGCAGAGGUAACGUAGAAGGAAAGAAGCAGAGUGGCAGCUGUCCUGUAUAGAAUACUGAAACUGUCUAAAUCAAUCAGCAAAUCAGCACUGGAACAUUAUGGGCUUCCAGGAACCUGUUACUUAGAUAUUCACAAAACACAAGUUUUCACUGUGAAAAUGUGUGUUCUUUCAGUCACUAUUUAACUGUCUAAAGAUUGUUUCAUAUGUAGAAUUAGGAGAUAAAGUUUCACCAAACAGAUCACCGAGUUUAGCGUUUAUUCUGGAGGCAAGUUAAGCUAGCUGUGAAAGGCUAAAUGAUCAAGCAUCUACACUUUUGUAGAUCUUAAGUCUGAAUUCACAAGUUCCAAGAUGGAGAAAAUGAACUGAAGGGUCCACUAAUGCCUAAUUUUGAAAUGAAAGAUAUACUGUACGAACAGUCAUAUUUUUAACCCAGUAUGGGGACUGAUUUUCUCUCUCUCUCUCUCUCUCUUUGUGAAUGUAUAUUUAGUCUGAAAGUAUUUGCUU
Messenger RNA from Poecilia latipinna (sailfin molly), 1346 nucleotides. RefSeq lists its product as uncharacterized. The coding region runs from base 112 to 807 and encodes 231 amino acids. Lineage: Eukaryota; Metazoa; Chordata; Actinopteri; Cyprinodontiformes; Poeciliidae. The transcript is spliced from 4 exons. The record is from RefSeq and is a predicted model, not a curated record.